Messenger RNA from Magallana angulata, 3428 nucleotides. RefSeq lists its product as uncharacterized. Gene Ontology annotation, molecular function: ATP binding; protein kinase activity. The record is from RefSeq and is a predicted model, not a curated record. The coding region runs from base 96 to 2465 and encodes 789 amino acids. NCBI's taxonomy places the organism in Eukaryota, Metazoa, Mollusca, Bivalvia, Ostreida, Ostreidae. Gene Ontology annotation, biological process: protein phosphorylation. The transcript is spliced from 4 exons.
UGUAACAAGUGAUUAAAUGAAUUUUAAGGUAUGUAAUAUAAUCUUUGUAUAUUCUAUAAUUUUCUUCAGCUCAAGCUUUCCCUGGAGCCACGUCAAUGGCAUAUGCAGAUAACAUCGCAGAAAAAGAAAAAAUAAUAAUUCCAUCCAAAAAUGGAUUAUUUGUUACACCAGAAGGGGGGUGGUUCAAACAAAGACGAACAUUUCAUGUAGUCAAAGGAAAAGAAGCUGAAAAUACUAGUCUGAGAGAGGAAGGAAUUGCUAAUAUCAUGAAAAAAAUUAGAGAUCAGAAAAAAGCAUGCGCACAACCACAGAAGAGAAAGAUUGAAUCUACAUUCUCCUCAUAUGAAAAGUAUACACGGAAUCGGAACCCAAGAAUACGUGUGGGUUGGCGACACUUCAAGAAUGAUACUGGUAGUUUUAAGCAGGUUUUUUACAAAGAUGGAGGAGGUGUUAGAGAAGUUCCUCUGCCAUCCCUAGAUAUUGAUAUUAGAGCUGUUAUUCACCAUUCAAAGGAAGUCAUUUUUCACACAGGAGAAUGUAAAUACGGAGAUGUUAAUCAGAUGGAGCUGAGUUUGGGUGAUUAUGCAGGAAAGAUAUUGAAGAAUUUUGACAUACAGGGAGAUGACAACCAAUGCUUUGGAAAAUAUUUGCAAGCACAUGGGCUCCAUCUUUCAAGAUGUACAUUUUACUUAAUGACUCAAGAGAGGAUUACGUCCUCAGUUGAUAUUUCCAGUGACAUUAGUGAUCCUGAAAUUUCAGACAAGAAAACCUUGGGUAGAAUAAAGACGGACAGAAAACAGGAUUCUAAAGUAGAAGAGCUUGAUCUGGCAUCCCUUUCUGUUCAGCGUCAUCUUGUGCCCGUUGAUUUAUCUGGUGCUGUCUGUGAAAAACAAGCUAUCAGUAUUCAAUAUGCACGUGAAAAUACUUCGAACUAUGAUAGCGAGAGUAACUUGAUAAAAUGUCAUUCAAUUUUAGAGUGCCAAAAUAUUUCGUCAUUUACUGAGCAAGUGGAUGAAGAUGAAGACUACAAUCCAUGUUUGCAUGGAUUUUUCAUAAGCAGGAUCAGAAUAGGUCAAAAGUGUUUUUUGGAUUGCAAGUUUGAAAGAUCUACUCAUAAUGGUAUUUUAGAAAAGACUGUCCAAUUCCCGUCAUCCCUCAAAACUGAAAACAUGGAAGGAAUCAUUCUUCAUGAACCAAUUGAGAUCUGGGGUUAUGAUGGGGAUAAAUGUGUGCUUGGAGUUGUUCCUAAUGCAGAUGAAAAUGUCGAGUAUCAAUGGUUUAGAGAUGACAUUCCAGUAAAUAAUGGGGAAUGUAGCUUGUACAUUGUCAACGAACCUGGAACAUAUACGUGCCUGGUUUCAUAUGCAGAUCUUCAGCAAAAGUCCAAACCAAUCAAAAUCAUUUCUAUUGAGAUAAAUGGAUGUGAGACUUCAGUUGAACCAGCAGAAUCUGUCAAACCAAAUUCAUAUUCUAAUUCAACUGAUUUAGCUGUAGUAAAAGACUUUCCUGUUUCAAAGAAGGUUAGAAUUGAAAACUCUGAUUUGGUGAGAAAGCCAGAUGAUUUAGAAAAGAAGAAUUCUUCAUGUGUCAAAGAGAAUUUGUGUUUUGCUGCUCCUGAAGUAAAGGUUGAUGACCUACACAUAGACUAUUCAACUGCAUUAGGAUCUGGGGCAUUUGGAACUGUGUACAAAGGCAAAUGGGCAGGAUCAGUUGUUGCAGUAAAGACACUCACUGUUACCAAAAGGAAUCGAAGUAUAAUGCUUGAUAUGGUAGAAAAAGAGAUAAACAUCAGCUCUAGGAUCCGUCACCCAAACAUUGUUCUAUUCCUGGCUGUAGCUAGAGCACCAACCACAAUUUAUCUUGUUCAUGAAUACAUUGAUGGUUGUAAUAUGGAAGAUGCUAUUUUUGAUCAAGAAACAAGGCAGCUGAUGGAUAUAAAACCUGGGGACAAAUUGUUCAUUCUUAGUCAAUGUGUACAAGGUGUGGCAUAUUUGCAUGCUCUAGUUCCUCCCGUAAUUCACCAAGAUAUUAAACCCAGCAAUAUCAUGAUUAAAAAGGUUUGUCAUACUACCAAGCUUUGUGACUUAGGAGUUAGCCGCAUAAAAUCAGCCAGAGCAGCCAGUAUGUGCACUACCCAAAUUGGAAAUGCCUGUGGAACACCGUCAUACAUGGCCCCAGAGUGUUUGAUUCACAACGAAAAAACUAGGAUAAGCUCAGACAUUUGGUCCCUUGGUAUUACCUUGAUUGAAUUUGCAACUGAGGAAGAUACUUGGUCAGUAGAUGAUGUGGUGGAUACAGUGGAUGCCAUUAAGAAGAAGAUGACAGAAAAAGAGCCCCCCAUCCCAAAUGUUAAUGUCAUAGGUGUACCAGAAGAAGUCAUGACCUCUAUAAAACUCUGUGUAAACUAUGACAAAUUGUUACGCCCAACAGCUGAAGAUGUUUUAAAAUGUGUGUCUUCAGUAUAAAUGUGCCCCUUUCAAAUUGGAAGGAAAGUAUCUUGGAACUGAAAAUGUUGGAAAAUAAUUCGUUUGAAUCAUAUAUGAAUUCCUUUGUUAUAAUUUGUAUAUCAAGAACUUUGUCUAUUGCUUUGGGUAAAAAAUGUCAGCAAUACAGAAAUUUUCAAAAAUCCAGUAGGGCAUCUACUGUCUAUGAAUCUUCUUUUUUAGUUUCAAAAGUACUUAAUUUCAUUACAGUGAACUCUUUAAUUGUUUGUAUUUUUGAGAGGAAAAUACCUUUAAUAUGUUAAAAUGUUGAGAUUUUCUAUCACUAGAGGUACAUGUUGAUUCAUCACUACAGAAAAUGGUGCAAUUUUUUUUUUUACAAAGCUGCAUAUGCAAGUUUUACUGGAUAUCUCUUUUAGCAUUGUAUGAGUUAUGUAUGACAUUGUGUCUUUUUUAGUUACUUUAAUUUUUAUUUUUAUUUGUUUUAUGGUUUUUGUAGGUCACCUGAGUCAAUCAAAGGAUGUACUGCUAUUUGUUUUUCUUCUAUUGACAUACAUUGACCUUUAACAUUUGAACAUCCAGAUAAAUUGUUUAAAUUAAAUCAUGAACCCAGGGUCAGACGUUCUGUUAUUAGGAUGGGGCUCUUUUGGACAUGGAUUUUACUCUUUAAUUAAAGAUCAUCCUUUCUACUACUGAUACUGGGCAUAUAAUAGGAAAACUAAGUGCAUAGUUUAAGUUAGCAAAGAGCUGUUCUUGAUUGGUGAAAUUCAUGACCCUAGGGUAAAAUACUGUUUUAAUUUUGAGAUUUACAGCGUUAAUCUCAAAACCUUUAAACUGCCUAUUGUUUAUGUCAUACAUGUUUUUCAGGUCAUACUUACUCCAAUGAGUCACAAUUGUCCAUCUACUAGACAUUGAAUGUUACCAAAUAUUUUAAAAAAAACUUACAGCAAUUAUUUUAAAAACAUGCUAAUUUUUUAUCAUGUUUUU